Molecule: messenger RNA, 411 nt
Organism: Arthroderma uncinatum
Lineage: Eukaryota; Fungi; Ascomycota; Eurotiomycetes; Onygenales; Arthrodermataceae
Exons: 4
Coding region: 1-411 (136 amino acids)
Source: RefSeq, a predicted model, not a curated record
AUGAGCGGCGCGGGUGAUGACAGAUGGCGAGGAGGCCGAGGAUAUGAUCACGGCCGUCCUUCGGGCCAGCGACACCAGGGCGGAGGAUAUCGAGACCGUCAGAGCGGUACACACCAGCAGGACCGCCAUGGACACCGAAACCAGGUGAACAACAACAUGACUGCCACGGCAGCAUGGACAGGACCCCCGAGUGGUCCCUCGCGCGAACCCCAUAUCCCCGUUCGAGGAUUCAAUUCCGCCGAGCUAAAGGAUGCUCUAAGGAAAGAUUACAAGAAAGGCGGACAGGGCGGCCAACGGGCAAAGAUGGGAACCCAGCUCGACCCAGUGGACCUUGGGGUUCAAAGCGUACGCUCCCUUCCCUUCUCCGGCGUCGUUACGUUUAUAGCAACACCUGAAACUGACAAGGACUAG